This is a messenger RNA of Acanthosepion pharaonis, 846 nucleotides long. Lineage: Eukaryota; Metazoa; Mollusca; Cephalopoda; Sepiida; Sepiidae. The record is from the annotation of a GenBank genome assembly.
AUGUCCUCUUCCUGCAGAGACAAAUUACUCCGUAAACAAGUCUUUAUUCUUUUGUAUAAUCUUUUCUUUAAACUUUUCUUCCCCACCUCCCCCACCAGGCAAUACGCGCUUCGAGGUAACGUUUUUAUCAAUUUUGGUGCACCUAUUUUUAUCCAAGUCUCUUCUGAAAUUAUAGUAAUAUCAGAGCCCUGUGUCACUGAAGAUGUUAUAAAAUUGACAAUUCCUAGGGAAAUAGUUGCGACUGUUCAAGAUUAUUUUUUCUUAUUUUCUUUUUCUCUUUUUUCAUUUUGUCUUUUUUCUUUCUUUUUUCUUUUUCUUUUUCUCUUUUUUUCUUUCUCUUUUUCUUUUUCUCUUUUUUCUUUCUUUUUUCUUUUUCGCUUUUUUUUUUCUUUUUCGCUUUUUUUCUUUUUCUCCUUUUUCCCUCUUUUUUUCUUUUUCUCUUUUUCUAUUUCUCUUUUUCUCUUUUUUCUUUCUUUUUCUUUUGCUCUUUUUUACUUUUUCGCUUUUUCUCUCUUUUUCUUUUUUCUUUUUCUUUCUUUUUCUUUUUCUCUUUUUCUAUUUCUCUUUUUUCUUUCUUUUUUGUUUUUCUUUUUUCUCUAUUUCUCUUUUUCUCUUUUCCUUUUUCUCUUUUUUCUUUCUUUUUUCUUUUUCUCUUUUUCUCUUUUUCUAUUUCUCUUUCUUUCCUUUUCUCUUUUUCUUUUUUCUUUUUCUCUUUCUCUUUUCUUUUUUCUCUUUUUCUUUUUCUCUUCCUCUUUUUCUCUUUUUCUUUUUUCUAUUUCUCUUUUCUUUUUUUCUCUUUUUCUUUUUCUCUUUUUCUCUUUCUCUUUUUCUAUUUCUCUUUUUUAA